AUGUUUCCAGUGUUACUCAGCCGAUCUGCACCGUGUCGGGGCAUUCUGGCGACGGUCUGUCCUUGGGUAACGCGGCCUGUCUAUCUUAUGUCAGCAAAGUUCAGCAGUCAAGAACUCUUUCCGCCAGAAAAUAUUACUGAACCACAGAUACCUCCAUAUAAGGAAAGGGUGGACGAACCAACUGACUUGAAAAGGGCGAGGCUGCUGUACCAAUCACGGAAGCGUGGUAUGCUGGAGAAUGGACUUCUGCUGAGUACUUUUGCAGCGAAACAUCUCUCAAACAUGACACCAGAAUUGCUACAGCAGUACGAUCGUCUUAUCAAUUUACCAUCAAAUGACUGGGACUUAUAUUACUGGGUUACUGGUGUUAAGCCAACUCCUGCAGAGUUCGAAAAUGAUGCUAUGAAGCUGCUGAAAGAGCAUGUACAAAACAAGGAGAGACAACUACGGAUUCGCCAGCCUGACCUUGACUAA
This is a messenger RNA of Schistocerca gregaria, 474 nucleotides long. Its product is annotated as succinate dehydrogenase assembly factor 2, mitochondrial-like. Gene Ontology annotation, cellular component: mitochondrion. The transcript has 3 exons. Bases 1 to 474 code for a protein of 157 amino acids. Lineage: Eukaryota; Metazoa; Arthropoda; Insecta; Orthoptera; Acrididae. The record is from RefSeq and is a predicted model, not a curated record. Gene Ontology annotation, biological process: mitochondrial respiratory chain complex II assembly; tricarboxylic acid cycle; mitochondrial electron transport, succinate to ubiquinone.